AUGCCCCUCCACGCGGGCUCCGCCCUGCUAGUACUGCUCUUGAUACUCCCACAAGUUCAAGCCUUUGGAGCUGGAAAUAUCGCCUCUAUCUCCGCUGUCGAAGGCAAGAACUGGCGCCAUGGUGAUAUCGAAGAUGUCCUCAAGACGCUGGCUUUUAUCUCUGGCCACAAAUGGACCUCCACCAUGAUCCAGCGCGUUUAUUUUGGUAACUGGUUGCGUGAUUAUUCGCAGGCAAUGGACGUUGGAACUCUUAAAAAUUUGCAGGCUGAUACGAUCCGUGUUUUGGUGUGGGUCCUCUCGUUCAUGAGCUUCGGCUACGCUACGGGUGAAUUUGAGGUAACUUCGGAUCGAUUGGGUGUCUACCGUCCCGAGGAACAUAUCGAUAACCCCAAGGAUUAUGCCGACAACGCAGAUGCACGCCAAUACGACAAGCGGUUGCGCCCACCUGUACGUGCUGUUGAGCUUGAAAUCGACCCCAACACCGGCAUGAAGAACUAUAUUGCCAAUGAGCGAGGCGAUUGGGCCACCAGCACCGGCUUUGUCAAGUUCAGUCUCAGUCGCAGUAUCCACUAUGGACGGACCUACACCAAUGGUGGACAAAGGAAGGGCAACGAAGAGGACCUGUGUGAAGCACUCCGAUGUCUAGGCCAGGGACUACACACGCUGGAGGAUUUUGCCGCACAUACCAACUAUGUUGAGCUGGUAUUGCGCGAGAUGGGGUUGAAGAACGUAUUCCCGCACACAGGCACUGCCACCCAGAUCAACCUUCAAGGACAUUGCGUUUUCCCGUUGGUGACGGGAACCUUUGGGAUGGUCGAUUUCUUCCAUUCCGUGAUGGGAGAGGCAAAUGAUCAUGUCACUCAAACCGAGGUCAACGAGAUGGAUAUUGCGCUCGGUAAUGCCGAAUCAAAUGCGCAGUCGAACAAUUCUCUUGACGCCUUGACUGGGCUCUUGGGCAAGAUCCCCGGUACCAAGGAGCUUGUCAACGAGGCCGAGGGUCUCAGGAGGUCGGCGGCGGCACAAGAAAUGGACAACCGGAGCCGUAGUGCUGCGACCGGUUAUGCGCAGUCUUCUUCCGACAGCCACGAGCGGUCCCGUGCCGGGCCAACUCAGUCGUCAGGCAGUGGCUCGAAGCCUAGCUCUGGACUCAACGGAAUGCCUGAUCUCAACCCCCAGGCGACAGUAGCCAAGAUUUAUCCUAUCCUGGCAUUCCGGGAUAAAGUAAUGCGAAGCUUGAACUCGAUCAUUGAAAGGGUCCCAGGCUUGGAGUCACUUGUCGAGAAGAUCUCUGAGACUUUGACCGUUGUCGUCAUGUCGCUCCUGUCGCCUUUCAUUCGACCUCUGAUCAAAGCCGCUUCCACGUCCAUGCAAAAUGGAUCAGCAGAUGUUAUUGAUGCCUCUGGCAAGCACCAGUACGAACCAUGGACCGAUCCGCACUGCACAGACCCCACCCACUCGUUGCUAUCCAAGGAUCACUUUGCCAACAUCCUAAAUGAGCCCGCUGGACGGGUUGCCUCUGCAAUCGUGGAGUAUAUCGCACCUCGUGUUCUUUACGCUUGGCAACAUACCGAUGUCUCCGUGGACGAGGUCCUCAAUGACUGCAUGCAAGUGUUCCACCACCCAGUGUUGCGCAACAUGCGCAAUGAUGCUCAUCGUACAAUGUUCGAGGCCGUUGAAAAAUGGGCCCACGCCCGCCCAGACCGCGGCGCUUCCCUUGACUCUAUCCUCAGUUCCGAGGGCGUGAGAUCCGGUCGUAACACUGGUGGAGUGAGUCACACUCACAGCGGUGGUCAUGGUGGAUUUGCGGCCUUGGGUGGUGCCUCCCACGGCCAAAGCCAGAGUCACAACCAAAGCCACAGCCACGGACACAGUAGCAAUGGCGGAGGUUUAUUUGGUGGAUUGUCAUCAUUUCUCCCUCAACAGAACCAGAACCAGAACCACCAGCAACACUCAAACAGCAGCUCCUCUGGCUUGCCCUGGGACAAGCUCUCCAGCAUCCCCGGCUUGUCAAACCUGAGCAAACUCGAAAGCAAAAUCUCCAACUUCCUUCCUGGCGGCUUGUCACGCGAUUUCAACGACCGAGGAACCCAACAAAGCCAGCCCAGCUCAUACCCAAGUCAUGAGGCAGGGGGUAGGUACGACGCCUCGUACCCUCCCCCACAACAGCAAGGAGACUACUACCAGCCUCACAUUAUGGCAGCUCGCAGAACCCUUCGUCCCAUAGACAACAGGAUGACCCCUUCGGCCAUCCGCAGCCGCAUGGUGCUCAGCAUGGCCCACCACAUGGUUCGCAUCCAGGCUGGCAUGAUGGAUCUGGACAGGGCCAGGAAUAUGGACAUGGUCACGGGUAUGAACAUGGUCAUCCGGGCUUUUGAAGAUCGGAUGAAAAGACGAAAAUUAAAUGAUUUGGCUGAAAAUGCAGAGAGCAAGUGA
Penicillium digitatum Pd1 is the source of this 2433-nucleotide messenger RNA. NCBI's taxonomy places the organism in Eukaryota, Fungi, Ascomycota, Eurotiomycetes, Eurotiales, Aspergillaceae. The record is from RefSeq and is a predicted model, not a curated record.